UGCAGGACCAAUGUUGGAACUGCAUGAUUCAGAUAUGUUAAGAAAUAUUAUUUAUGAGUCAUAACUCAUAACCAAAUAUCAAAACCAUACACAAUUGCAAACAAUCCUAGUACUAUGUGGUGACACAAUAAAGUAAAUAUUGUCAAGACAUUUCCAUCUCUCGACCCUGUAAAAACAAUGUUGUGAAAAGAAUGAGUGUCUGUCAAAUGGAGGUCAUGAACACGCCCGACUGUAUGUUUUCCAUUAAUAUUUAAGUAUAUUAUCCCUGUCUCAUGUUGCCCGUUUUGUCUGGCAGCCAUCUCCCAUCUGUCAUCACUCAGGAAGGAGAGUGAGUCGGUCCCUUGAAAGACAGAGCAAGGCGAAGAAAGAGGUGACAAAAGACGACGACAACACCAUCAACUAAAUUGACAAGUUGCAUUGUGCAAAAGACAAGAUCUUCAAUCCAAAACUGAUUGAUUUUCUCAACCAAACAGCAGAGUCUUUGUUGGUGAUGCCACGUGAACGACUGCCCCUCAUUGGUUCAUCUGGGAGUAAAACAGUCAAGACUCAGAGGACCAAUGGCAGAAAGCGCAGCCAGAAGCAGACACCCUCAGCCCGUAUUGGACCACCUUCUGACUCCACCAUGACACCCUGGAGAGGCCCGCUUCUCUCCGACUCCUCCUUUGCGUCCGUUUUGGCGCCCCCUUCUCCGACACCCCCUCCGUCUCCGCCCUUUCACAGCAAAGAGUUAACUCUAAGUUUCAACUCGCAAUCUUCCUCCCCCACCACUCGCGCAGACAGCACAGAUGGAGAACUACCCAGGAAGCCUAAGCUGCCCACCCAAGCUAGAGCCCCUCAGCUGCUCCGUCUGCCUCCACUGCAUCCCAUCACCAACCUGAGCUUCUCUCGCAGCUUCACCUUCUCUUUCUUUGAGCUUCCUCUGCAUCAGUCGCCUCCAUUGCGUUCUGAACGUAUGCGAAACCUCAUGGCGCUUUUGAGAGACACACAUUACUAAAGGUGGCGCUGUUAUUUAUGAAGG
Molecule: messenger RNA, 1018 nt
Organism: Nerophis lumbriciformis (worm pipefish)
Lineage: Eukaryota; Metazoa; Chordata; Actinopteri; Syngnathiformes; Syngnathidae
Source: RefSeq, a predicted model, not a curated record